AUGAACCCAACCUCCAUGGCUCUCCUCGCCUGCCUCUGCCUCUUGGGGACGCUGAGAAGGGGUCUCGGGACUGACACGGAGGAACGGCUGGUGGAACACCUCCUGGAUCCGUCCCGGUACAACAAACUCAUCCGUCCGGCCACCAAUGGCUCCGAGUUGGUCACGGUGCAGUUGAUGGUGUCUCUGGCCCAGCUGAUCAGCGUGCACGAACGAGAACAGAUCAUGACGACGAAUGUGUGGCUAACCCAGGAAUGGGAAGAUUAUCGCCUGACCUGGAACCCAGAAGAAUUUGACGACAUGAAGAAGGUGCGGCUGCCUUCCAAACACAUCUGGCUGCCAGAUGUGGUGCUUUACAACAACGCGGAUGGAAUGUACGAGGUGUCCUUCUACUCCAACGCGGUGGUCUCCUACGACGGAAGCAUCUUCUGGCUCCCACCGGCCAUCUACAAGAGCGCCUGCAAGAUUGAGGUCAAGCACUUUCCCUUCGACCAGCAAAACUGCACCAUGAAGUUCCGCUCGUGGACGUACGACCGGACGGAGAUCGACUUGGUGCUGAAGAGCGAAGUGGCCAGCUUGGAUGACUUCACCCCCAGCGGCGAGUGGGACAUCAUCGCUCUGCCGGGACGCCGCAACGAGAACCCCAACGACUCGACCUACGUGGACAUCACGUACGACUUCAUCAUCCGCCGCAAGCCGCUCUUCUACACCAUCAAUCUCAUCAUCCCUUGCAUCUUGAUCACCUCCUUGGCCAUCUUGGUCUUCUACUUGCCCUCCGACUGCGGGGAGAAGAUGACCCUCUGCAUCUCGGUUCUCCUGGCCCUCACCGUCUUCCUCCUCCUCAUCUCCAAAAUCGUGCCGCCGACCUCGCUGGACGUGCCCUUGGUCGGCAAGUAUCUGAUGUUCACCAUGGUGCUGGUCACCUUCUCCAUCGUCACCAGCGUCUGCGUGCUCAACGUCCACCACCGCUCUCCCACCACCCACACCAUGCCUCCUUGGGUCAAAGUGGUCUUCCUGGAGAAGUUGCCCACCUUGCUCUUCCUCAAACAGCCCCGCCAAAGCUGCGCCCGCCAGCAGCUGCGGCAGAAGCGGCAGAGCCAGGAACGGGCGCUGAGCAGCUUCUUCCUGAAAGGUGGCGCCCGCUCCUGCACCUGCUACGCCAACCCGUCUACCAUCAAGAAGUUCGGGACCGGGAGCAGCAGUGGACGGACCUUCACCGAAAGCUCCGACGGGGUCAACGGUUUCCGGGAGAGGCUGAGCCAAGCGGCGACCGAACAGGAAGCCUGCUGCUGCGGCUUGGAGGAGGCAAUCGACGGGGUGCGCUUCAUCGCGGACCACAUGAAGAGCGAAGACAAUGACCAGAGC
Pseudonaja textilis is the source of this 1362-nucleotide messenger RNA. The record is from RefSeq and is a predicted model, not a curated record. NCBI's taxonomy places the organism in Eukaryota, Metazoa, Chordata, Lepidosauria, Squamata, Elapidae.